Molecule: messenger RNA, 338 nt
Organism: Apaloderma vittatum (bar-tailed trogon)
Lineage: Eukaryota; Metazoa; Chordata; Aves; Trogoniformes; Trogonidae
Gene: ARMC7
Product: armadillo repeat containing 7
Exons: 1
Molecular function (GO): protein binding
Source: RefSeq, a predicted model, not a curated record
GUGGUCUUUGUAACCUGUGCCUGGAUAAAACUAACAAAGACUACAUCUUGGAGGCAAACGGGGUAGAGCCCAUCAUCAACUGCCUCUCCAGCUCCAACGAGGAGACGGUCAUGUCGGCAGUCACGACGCUGAUGUACCUGACGACGCCCCAGUCGCGCCAGCAGACCACAGCUCUCCCCGUGGUGGAGUGCAUGCUCCGCUUCUCCCUCUCAGCCAGCCGAAGGCUGAGCAACCUGGCGACCAUCUUCCUGGAGGAUUACUGCACGCCGCUGCAAGUGGAAGAGGCCAGGAAUCUAAGCAAACACACAGCAGUGGGGAUUCCUCUCCCUAAGGACUGA